CUCGGCAGCUCGUCAUCAGUCGUGUUUUAGUGAGCUGCAGUACACAGGUGUUUAGAUCUGACAGGAAAAAAAAAUGUCUCGGCUGAUGCGACCCCCUGAUAAGUUUCUGCCAUCUGAGUGGAAACAUGCAAACCAGAUGCAGUUCAGGAGCUCGGAGACAGAACGAUCACACUCACAGAGACUGACAGCAGAGUGUCAGAGACUCGUAGAGGAGAGUGACAGAUCUACCAAACACAUGCAACAGGACGCUCUAAAGAAGCUGGAGCAGAGAAUCCAGGACAUCAAAUUCUGGAGGCAGGAACUGAACCGGAAGUUUGAGGAGAUGGUACAGGAGAUUGAGACCCUCGUCAUUUUCAAGAGCCGUGUAGAAAGAGCCUUAGAAAGCUGCUCUGAGCCUCUCCAAGUGACUUUGCAAUGUCUGACUGAGAGACAGAAGCGGGUGGCGAUUGACCUGGUGCAUGAUGAGGUGGAAGAGGAGCUGUUGAAGGAGAAGGAGGUGAUUGAAGGAGUGAUGGUCCUGCUUCAGCGAACCCUGGAGCAGAUCAAUGAGCAGAUCAGGCUCCUUCGUUCAGUGAAAUACUAUCUGGAAAAGGACCUGCAGGACAAAUUUCAGGCCGAGCGCAUUGAUGAUUUCUGUUCUCUUCUCACUAAUGCAUCACCCGGUUUAAACGGAGGGAAUUCAAACUUUUCUAGUCUUGGAUCUGCAGUGACUCCUGAGGAAUGGGAGAGCCUCUGCAACUUAAACAUUAGCAAAGCUGAGAAAGAGAAGAACAACUCUCUUUCACUGAGAGCUCUCGUGGAUAGCCUGCUAGAGCAGACGGCUGCAGACAUGCACAGACAGAACAAGGCCACGGGAAGGGCUUUUGAGCUGCGCAUAGAGGAGACCAAAACAGCCAAAGCACAGCUGGAGAACCAGCUCAAUGAGCUGCUAGCAGAGACAGCAAAUCAGGAGAAGAAUCUGGAGUCUCUACGAGUGGCAAUCGCAGAGAAAGAAGCUCCACUCAAAGUUGCUCAGACUCGACUGUCCACUCGCAGCCAAAGGCCCAACGUUGAGCUCUGCCACGACCCAGCUCAGAUCCGACUGCUGGAAGAGGUCAAGGAGCUCGCGAGCAACAUUGAGAGACUGACCGAGGCUCUUGAACUGUCAGAGAUGGAACUGAAUGCUCUAGCAAGGCGCCAGUUGAGCCUGGAGGAGGAGAUCCAGGUCAAGACCAACUCUCUAUAUAUAGACGAGGUGAUCUGCCAUCAGCUACGCCAGCCUGUGGUUAUUCACAACUUCUGAACAGGGCUCUUGCACGGCGGAAAG
Carassius auratus (goldfish) is the source of this 1306-nucleotide messenger RNA. RefSeq names its product tektin-1-like. Gene Ontology annotation, cellular component: nucleus; microtubule cytoskeleton. Gene Ontology annotation, biological process: cilium movement involved in cell motility; cilium assembly. The record is from RefSeq and is a predicted model, not a curated record. The transcript is spliced from 8 exons. Bases 74 to 1282 code for a protein of 402 amino acids. NCBI's taxonomy places the organism in Eukaryota, Metazoa, Chordata, Actinopteri, Cypriniformes, Cyprinidae.